CGGCGGCGACCAUGGCGGCGGCGGCAGCGGGAGGAGGAGAGGUGGUGGCCGUUCGCCUGCCGCCCCUCUCCGAGGAGGACCCCCUCUUUCAUGACAAGAAGAGGAUAUUGGACAGUAGGAACCUGUCCUGUCUAUUUCAAGUUCCAACCUCAUGUUCUGCUGCUGAUACCUUCAAAAUACUGGAUACGAUGAUCGAAACUGCUAGGGUAGCUCAUAUGGAUGAGCUCGAGCUUUAUUUUUCUGGAGACAAUGAUUUUGGGCCAUUAUCUUCAAGGAAUGAACUUGAAUCUCUAAAUUUGUUGCUCAAAAUCUUGAACACGUUGCUUUUGAGUGCCAAUGAUGGUGCCGCGGGAGUUUUGCAAGUCAUACGUGAUGAAGUACUUAUUAGGCUCAGAUCUACUGAGUUGGAAGACAAUGGCCAAAUGGUUGUUCAAAUGCAAGACCAGCACAUGGAGGAUUCUCUUCUGAAAUGGGGCAAGGAACAUGGUGUUAAAACUAAAUUGCAAAUAGCAUUUUUUGAAGGAGCUGGGAGAGGAAUGGUAGCUUCUGAAAAUAUGAACGUGGGGGAUAUUGGACUUGAAAUUCCAGAGUCUGCUAUCAUAUCUGAGGAACUUCUCUGUCAGUCUGACAUGUUUCUUGCAUUGAAAGGUUUGGAUAGCAUUACCACUGAGACUAUGCUAUUGUUGUGGAGUAUCAGAGAGCGGAACAAUCCAUCUUCAAAUUUUAAGAUAUACUUUGAGGCACUCCCAAAAAAUUUCAAUACAGGGCUGAGUUUUGGAAUUGAUGCGCUUGCUGCAUUAGAAGGAACCCUUCUUUUUGAUGAGCUAAUGCAAGCUAGGCAGCAUUUGCGCCAGCAGUAUGAUGAGUUAUUUCCAAUACUGUGCAUAAAUUAUCCUGAUAUAUUCAAACAAGAUGUGUAUACAUGGGACAAUUUUCUAUGGGCUUGUGAAUUAUGGUAUUCUAACAGUAUGAUGGUUGUGUUAAGUAGUGGGAAAUUAGCAACUUGCUUGAUUCCUAUCGCUGGACUUCUGAACCACUCGGUCUCUCCUCACAUUCUUAACUAUGGUCGGGUAGAUAAAGCUACAAACUCUUUAAAAUUUCCUUUGUCCAGACCAUGCAAAGCAGGGGAGCAGUGUUUUCUCAGUUAUGGGAAGCAUCCAGGAUCUCAUCUUAUCACAUUCUAUGGUUUUCUACCAAGAGGAGACAACCCUUAUGAUGUUAUACCUUUAGAUCUUGAUACAUCUAUGGAUGAAGAAGAUUGUUCAUCUAUGUCCGUAACUACAAGCCAAACAAGUCAUAUGGUACGUGGGACAUGGCUGUCCAGAUUUGGAGGACCUCCCACGUAUGGCCUGCCUCAACGCUUGGUGUCCCAUCUCCGUGCUGUUCUAAAUUGUGGUCAGAACGAAUCCACUCCAAAGGCUGAUAUCAAGGAAAAUGACAGGAUGGUGCUUGAAACACUCCUCUCCAUAUUUACUCCCAUGCUCGAAGGAUUAGGCGAACCACAUGACUUCGAUCGGGGGAAUGCAUGUUGGGAUGUGAAGCUUGCACUGGACUACAAAGAUCUACAAAGAAGGAUAGUUUUGUCCAUUGUCACUUCAUGUACCUCAGGCUUGGCCAUGCUCGAUUCCUAGUUUGGAUGUCCAAGACCUGAAUUGGAGUAUGCUGGGAAUGGCUGAGCUGACAUGUGGAUGGUGGAGCUGUUGCACAUGGGCUACCUACAACUGACUGACUGCAAUCUGUUCUUUCCUGGAGAGGGAUCCAAGGACUGGCAUUGGCAUGGCACUUGACCUCCUCCUCUCCCAACUGACGAUGCACAGCUCGAACAUCAGAUGUCUGGUCCGACAAUUACGCGAAAAUCCAGUCAUCAGUGUGUGCAUCUGUGGCUUCAGAUUUAAGUAAGCUGCCCCCUCGUUGUUAGUGCAAACCUGCUGGUUUUGGUGGAGGAAAGCUACUUCUAAACUAAUUUUAUUUGGGAUGGAGUGAUGUCUUCGACCCAUAACGCCGACCUUUUAGCUUGUUUAUCGGAAGAGCAUCACAUAUUUCUGACCAUGAAACUGCAUAUGGGAUUUCUGUUAAAUUAGUUUUCCCCAUGUGGUCCAUAUGCUAGAACAACUAAACACUGGUCCUUGAGAGAGUGUUUUUUUUUUCUUGUGGAGGGGUUGGGAUUUAAGAACCCUUCUCCCAACACGCAAAAGAGUGAUGGAUUAGCGUAUGAUUAAUUUAAGUAGUAUUUAGUAAAAAUUAAAAAAUAGAC
Molecule: messenger RNA, 2254 nt
Organism: Oryza brachyantha (malo sina)
Lineage: Eukaryota; Viridiplantae; Streptophyta; Magnoliopsida; Poales; Poaceae
Product: actin-histidine N-methyltransferase
Exons: 11
Coding region: 12-1631 (539 amino acids)
Biological process (GO): peptidyl-lysine monomethylation
Cellular component (GO): nucleus
Molecular function (GO): protein binding; protein-lysine N-methyltransferase activity
Source: RefSeq, a predicted model, not a curated record